AUGGAGAACGAAGCAGCGAUCAGUGACAUAGUCGAGUACAAGUUUGCGACUCCACAGGAAAGAUGCGGGAAGACGCCACCCAAACAUCACUGGUUUCAGACCAUGAUGGGAGAUAAGACGGAGGUGGAGAUGGCACUGCAAGGAGGGGAGAGCAAGAGGCAAGCUCUGAGUGAGGAAGAGCUGAAGCGCGUCCGACGAGAGAGGCGAGAGAAGUCGAGGUCUUUCAUCAAGAUGAACAAGUCCAUGCGAGCAGCGUCGUCGACACCAACUUCAGGAAUCAGUGGCAGCAAGGAUGCAAUGUUCUCACAUGACAGUGAGGUCAAGCUGCAAGACAAAGAGAUCAGCGAGCUGUGCAAGGGAGUUGUAGACGAGUCUGAGAUAUCGAGAGUGAAGGAAUGGCUGGAGAAGGAGCAUUUUGUUGAUCGCACUUCUCCUCAUUCUUCUUUUCUCUCCUCGAUGAGCUCCAAAAGCAGCACUUCUAUUCUACAAAAGACAAAAGAUGGAAGGGAAGGAGCAAUCAACGAAUAUCUGAAGAAGAUUGCAAAACAGAAGCGAAUGUGA
Guillardia theta CCMP2712 is the source of this 561-nucleotide messenger RNA. RefSeq lists its product as hypothetical. Bases 1 to 561 code for a protein of 186 amino acids. The record is from RefSeq and is a predicted model, not a curated record. NCBI's taxonomy places the organism in Eukaryota, Cryptophyceae, Pyrenomonadales, Geminigeraceae. The transcript has 4 exons.